Ruditapes philippinarum (Manila clam) is the source of this 1796-nucleotide messenger RNA. Its product is annotated as cholesterol 7-desaturase nvd-like. Gene Ontology annotation, molecular function: 2 iron, 2 sulfur cluster binding; chlorophyllide a oxygenase activity. The transcript is spliced from 6 exons. Gene Ontology annotation, cellular component: chloroplast. The record is from RefSeq and is a predicted model, not a curated record. The coding region runs from base 311 to 1702 and encodes 463 amino acids. Gene Ontology annotation, biological process: cholesterol metabolic process; chlorophyll biosynthetic process. Lineage: Eukaryota; Metazoa; Mollusca; Bivalvia; Venerida; Veneridae.
AAUACGGUUCAUCAGAAACUUCGUGCGGUUAAUUACACCACAUGUACAUGUAUAUGUAUUUAUUCUUAUGAGAUAACAGUGUUAUAGUGUAGAAAUAUAUCCGCUUUUCAUUGUUAAUUCAACUGAAACAUUAUCUUGUUGAACCUAUAUAUUUACAAGUGAUACAGUAAUGUAAAGUUAAAACGGUUUACAUUGUUUUAUCAUUCAUCUAUGACUGCGGAUAUUAGCUUAUGAAAAUCAGUAUUACAUUUUUGACGACUGUAUUGAUUAUCAAUUACAUUUAGAGGUUGUGAUCGGAUAAUAACUCAAAAUGUUUAGUUUACGUUCAGGCUUUCUGAUAUUAACGGUAACCGUGCCAAUAGCAUUAGCGGCUAACGACACGCUCUUUAAAAUUCCAAUUUUGGAAGCAGGUGAAAUAUACAUGAAACAGGUAGUUAAUUCACGGCUAAUGGACAUAUUGCCGAGUUAUAUGAAUUUAUAUUCUCCAUUAUUCUACAUUCAAGCAAUAGUGUUAGGAGUUCUUGGAUAUUUCCUAUACGGAAUUAUUUUCCGGCCGAUUGACCGGAUACGGGUUUUAGGCGAUGUUGGGUAUCGACCAGACGGAAAAUUUACUAAAAAGGAGAUAGCGAGGAGUGUGAAAAAGCGAAGAGUCGUGGGUGAAAUACCCCCAGUAUACCCUAAUGGCUGGUUUGGCGUAAUAGAAAGUUGGAAACUUAAAAGGGAACCAGUAUACGUCUCAGUUCUUGGUGAACAACUUGUUGUAUUUAGAGAUGAGAAAGGUGAAGCACACAUACUGGACGCUUAUUGUCCACAUAUGGGAGCAAAUUUAGGAGUCGGAGGCCGAGUUGUAGGUGAUUGCAUAGAAUGUCCUUUUCAUGGAUGGAAGUUCAGAGGUUAUGAUGGAAAAUGCACCGAGGUUCCGUACAGUGAAAAGGUUCCAGAUUUUGCCAAAAUUAAGGCUUGGACUUCAGCUGAACUCAAUGGUUGGGUACACAUCUGGUAUCAUGCAGAAGGGGUUGAACCUACGUGGAAAAUACCGGAACUUAAAGAGAUAACGAGCGGGACUUGGCAGUUCAAGGGCAGGACUGAGCACUAUAUAAACGCACAUAUAGAGGAAAUCCCAGAGAAUGGCGCAGAUGUAGCUCACUUGAAACAAGUUCACGAACCUUUGAUGGCUGCCGGUACCGACCUGACUAAAAUGUGGAGCAAAUAUUUCAGCUGGGGUCAGCAUAUAUGGCAAGCAAGCUGGCAUCAGCUACCGAGCCCUGAUGAACAUGUUGGCUGUAUGACAGUAGACCAUGAUCUUAAAUGUUUCGGGUUCAGUCUUCCUUUUGUGAAAGCGCACGUGACAGCAUUACAGAUUGGCCCUGGAAUUGUUUAUUUAACAAUUGAAGGCACGCCUUUUAAAGGAGCAUGGUUACACUACUUGACACCGGUAGAACCAAUGGUACAAAAACUAGUACACAAUGUUUAUAUGCACUGGUCAAUUCCAAAUAUCAUCGCUAAAUUUUUCAUGUACACCGAAGCCAUACAGAUAGAGAGAGAUAUGAUGAUAUGGAAUAAUAAAAAGUUCCAGGCCAAACCGGUGUUCACUCGAACCAAAGAGGAUAGUCUCAUCAGUAAACACAGACGAUGGUACUCCCAGUUUUACUCAGAACACAGCCCGAGGUUGAACUUUCAGAAGGAUACUCUCGACUGGUGAUGUCACGUGAUUGUAUGUCUGUCUGUAAGGAUAUGUGACGCCCCUAUAACUGAUCAUGUUAUAGUUGAACAUAUGAGAUGAUAAAAAUGUCUAU